Messenger RNA from Adineta steineri, 1002 nucleotides. NCBI's taxonomy places the organism in Eukaryota, Metazoa, Rotifera, Eurotatoria, Adinetida, Adinetidae. The record is from the annotation of a GenBank genome assembly.
AUGUCCGGAAAAAUUAUUAUACUAACCAGUGGUAUUACGACUCUUGGACUAUAUCAAUAUACUAAUUCUAAAAAGAAGAAACAAUAUAUUUUCACAACAAAAGCUGUAUCUGAUCAUCCAACAAGUAUUAUAAUCGGUACUGGUAUUAUUGGUUUGACAAGUGCAUAUUAUUUAGCAAAAAGUGGACAUAAAGUUAUUUGUAUUGAAAAACGAGAAGAUGUUGCUUUAGAGACUAGUUAUAAAAAUGGUGCUUUGAUUUGUCCAUCUCUUUUAACUCCAUGGGCGAAUUCCGAUGUUCCAAAAAAUUAUUUCCAAUCUUUGUUUUCUUCUUCAUCAAAACCAACAUCUGUUAAAGUUUGGCCUAGUACUUUUUUUUCCGUUAAAUUUUAUCGUUGGAUAUACGAAUAUUUAAAAAAUUGUACCACAAAAGCUCAGAUCAAAAAUGCUACACAUCUAUUAACACUUAGUAAUUACUCUCGACAAUGCUUGGAUAAUAUUCUUAAUGAAAAUUCAAUAUCAUUUUCUCGUUACUCUAAAGGCUCUUUACAAUUAGCAAUUGACCCACAUAUUUUCGAACAAUUAGUAGAAGAAUCAAAACAUAUUAAUAAUAUACAACUUCUAUCAACAGCAGAUGAAGUUAUAAAAUAUGAACCAAUAUUAAAAUCAGUAAAAGAUCGACUCUAUGGUGGUGUUUUUAGUUCAUUAGACACAAAUGGAAAUAUUUACGAAUUUUGUUGUGAAUUAAAAAAAAUCUUAAUUGAGAAAUAUAAUGUUCAAUUUUUAUUUAAUAACGAAAUUAAAGAUUUUAUCGUAACAACUACAAUUGAAAGCCGUACAAAUCAACAACAACGUCAUGUAACAGGAAUUUUAACGAAUGAAAAUAAGAAAAUUAAUAAUAUAGAUAAUAUCAUUUUAACAAAUGGAAAUUAUGUUAUGCCAUUAAUGGAAAAAUUAAAUGUUUACAUACCUGUUUAUCCUGUUAAGGUAAAAAUAGAUAUGUGA